CUGGCCACUCGACUCUUCUGUGCAGCAGAACCUGCUCCUCAGUCCUACCUGUCCGCAGCCACUGGUCAUCCCCUGUACUAUGUCCGCAGUCUCUGGUCAUCCUCUGCACUAUGUCCGCAGCCUCUGGUCUUCCCCUGUACUAUGUCCGCAGCCUCUGGUCAUCCCCUGUACUAUGUCCGCAGCCUCUGGUCAUCCCCUGUACUAUGUCCGCAGUCUCUGGUCAUCCCCUGUACUAUGUCCGCAGCCUCUGGUCAUCCCCUGUACCAUGUCCGCAGCCUCUGGUCAUCCCCUGUACUAUGUCCGCAGCCUCUGGUCAUCCCCUGUACUAUCUCUGCAGUCUCUGGUCAUCUCCUGUACUAUGUCUGCAGUCUCUGGUCAUCUCCUGUACUAUGUCCCCAGUCUCUGGUCAUCUCCUGUACUAUGUCUGCAG
Messenger RNA from Staurois parvus, 430 nucleotides. Lineage: Eukaryota; Metazoa; Chordata; Amphibia; Anura; Ranidae. The record is from the annotation of a GenBank genome assembly.